Molecule: messenger RNA, 1292 nt
Organism: Fusarium oxysporum Fo47
Lineage: Eukaryota; Fungi; Ascomycota; Sordariomycetes; Hypocreales; Nectriaceae
Product: ATP11 protein-domain-containing protein
Exons: 1
Coding region: 132-1139 (335 amino acids)
Biological process (GO): mitochondrial proton-transporting ATP synthase complex assembly
Cellular component (GO): mitochondrion
Source: RefSeq, a predicted model, not a curated record
CUUAAGUGACGACAGCGAAUUUUGGUGGUCAAUCCCUGUAUUUCUUUCUCCGUCAUCGACCUUCAAAACACAUCAACACAGCUGAGCCCGACACGUCCACAGGUGGCUUGUCGACUCAAUUGACCUUCAGCAUGGCCUCACUACGAAUUCCUGCCCUUCGCCGGCUUGUAGCCGCUCCCAUACGCACCACCCGAGCUAUCAACCAGCGACGAUGGGCUCAAGUUCACGAUAUUCGCUUCCUCGCGACAACCCAACCUUCGCAAGCCGUCGUCGAGAAGUACAAAGAGAAGCUGAACCAGAAGGCUCAAAAAGAGGGCCUCCAGAGCAUCGACCAGCUCAAGGCAGCUUACGCUGACAAAAUUGAUGCUGAGCGUCGAAAGAGUGGUAUUGAGAUUCCAGUUGGAACAAUUCCUCAAGCACCCGAAACGCCAGUUGUUCAACCUAACGCCGACAACCCCCCUGGACAAGACCAACCAACCAGAGACCCUCGCGAUCCUCCUACCACUCCUCCUCAACAUCCUCCAGCCGGCUCGGAUAAGCCUGCUAUUAAGACUCUAAAUGACAUCAUUGACCUCCCCAAGGCACGGGAGCUUCCAGAGAAGGAGCUUACAGCUAUCUGGCGUCUACGACAUGCCUCAUCUGAGCAGAACCUCUGUGCUGUAAUCCCGAUGUCUACAUACAAGGCCAUGGAGGACGCUGCACGAACAGCACCUCAAUUCGUCCUCCCAGUGCCUCAUCCCUCCCAAGGCGCAGAGAUUCACUUCCUGCAGUGGACCUUUGAUGCCGCGUCCAAGACUAGCACUGUUUUGUUCACCCAGCUUGCUGAAUACAAGAACAGAGGCGAGUUUGCGCAGCCUCAUACUACCAUCACACACCACCUCGACCUUGCCGAUGAGCGAGGUCUGGUUUUGAUGCAGGGUCAGGUCCUGCCUGACCGAGGUGUUACACCAGAGAACGCCAAGUGGCUUCUCAUGUCUCUACAGCGAUUCUACGGUGGUUGGGAUGGUGAGGAAGUCGAGCUGACUGGUGAGCGUAAGGAUAGGGCUGAGGAGCGAAAGAAGCUGCUGAACUGGUUCGCAGCUGGCGAUUCAAGAUUCAGCGUUGAUAAGCUGCUGGAGGAGGCUGAGCGCAUGGGUUAAGUAUGGGGGCAUUCAGUUUCAACCACGAGUUUCGCACCAUGGUUUUGUGUUAUUACAGGCAAAGAGCGCGACAUCCACCUAUGAAAGGCAAUGAAUUGUAGAAUAUACGACUAGUGUACAAGAUAAUUUAAACACCUACCACGUCCUACGAAA